AUGGCUAGUGAAACUCGACUCUUCAGCGACCGACAGCGAUUCCUUGACGUUAAUCAAGAGCCGAACAAAUUAGCGCUCCCAUUGUAUAUUCCAGUUACUGAAAGCGACGCUGGACAACUUCGCCUAAUCGAUUGCGUAAAACCCAUCGAAAAAUUAGGUGUAAUUCCUAACUUGUUAAAUGAAGUGACCCGAUCACUGAACAGUUGUCAACAUCCGAAGGAUGGUCUAACACCAGACGAGUCUGCUGCUUUAUAUCUCUAUUCGCUCCCGGGUGCAUUUUACACAACAUUUAACGCCGCACUACGAAAUGAAGAUCGUACUAAAUCACUGCCAUUUCAAAAUUAUUAUAAACUAUUUAUGUUAGCGCUAAAGAAACUUCCAUCUAUCCAAGACACAAUAUGGCGAGGCGUGACCGCCGAUCUCAGUGAUCAAUACUCUCCGGGAAGUAUUCAUGUUUGGCAUGCAGCUAGCUCAUGCACGGAUCAAAUUCACGUGACCGAUACUUUUCUUGAUAAAACAAAACAUCGUACGUUGUUUAGUAUCAAAUGUUGCAACGGAAAAUCUAUAAAGAAUCAUUCAUGCUUCCCGAAAGAAAGCGAAACAAUUCUCCCACCAGGCACAUUCAUACGAGUUAAGGGACGAUCCAAUCCAGCAGAAAACCUAUUCAUUGUGAUCUGUGAAGAAACAACUCUUACACCCGAAGAAAUGAAUGCUCUCGCAGAAAAAGGUAUUACUGCCGCUUUGCCAGGCAGCAUGCCAGGUGUAGCACCCAAGCGGCUUCUGGUUUGGUUUCACCCGAGUAUAGGAAAGUCGAAAGAUAAUAUCAAAAUUCAAGAGAAACUAAGACCAUUGUUUCCAGAUGGUUUUCAAACAUUUCAAUCAUCCGAAGAAUGUGAAUUGUUUAUAAAACAAAAGACAAAUGAUCGAAUAAUCUUCAUUGUUGGCGGACAAGUUGGACAACACUUUGUACCCAUUAUCCAUAGUCUAGAUCAAGUGGUCAGUAUCUUAGUGUACUGUAUGGAUAAAGAAGGGCAUGAAAAAUGGGCAAAAAAUUUUACAAAGAUCAAACGAGUCAUUACGCAGCCAAAGGAACUCAUCAAUGAAGUCGAGCAAUGGAAGCUACAACAAGAGCUGUUAAUUAUCAAUCAAGAUGAAUCAACUCCGACGAUAUCUACGCCGAUCAGUGGUUAUGAAUUAGUUCCCCUGCAACCUUUGGAAGUUGCUUUACAGCCAGUUGAAAGCCUUAUUGAACAUCUUGAUAAAUAUAUAUAUAUUAGCAAACACCACAGUAAAAGUUUUAGCCAUGAAUUGACACAUGACGAAGCAGCCUCUAUAACGAUGUAUACAAUGGAGAUGGACGGAAAUUCUCUCUAUCGAGUUUUGAACAAAGCACUACGGUCAGAAAACAGAGAUCAUACCAAACCAUGGUUUCCGUAUUUGAAAUUAUUCAUAACGGCAUUGAAUAAAUUACCAUCAUACCAAGGAUUAGUUUGGCGUGGAAUACAGAUGGACAUUUCAGAUGCUUAUCAGAAAGGCACAAGAGGUGUUUGGUGGGGAAUAACAAGUGCGACGAAAGAUGGGUCAAUCCUAGAGAAUUUCAUAUCUCAUUCGUCGGCACGUGUUCUAUUUUCAAUCGAAUGUAAAAAUGGGAAAUAUAUCAGCAAGUUCAGUAGCUAUGGUUACGACAAUGAAGUGAUACUCAUGCCAGGAUUUUGUUAUGAAGUCACCAGUGUAAUGAAACCUGCGGAUAAAAUGCAUAUUAUCAGCCUAAAGGAAGUAGAUCCAUUUUGGUAA
Adineta ricciae is the source of this 1794-nucleotide messenger RNA. Lineage: Eukaryota; Metazoa; Rotifera; Eurotatoria; Adinetida; Adinetidae. The record is from the annotation of a GenBank genome assembly.